AUGGCUUUGCGUGGAAGCCAGUAUUCGGCUGCAUACAAGAAGCGCCUUCGCGCGGGCCUUGACGCAGUGCUGAAAUUCAUUGGCCGUUCGCACAAGCGGCUGGUCGCACUUGCUCAGGACUUAGAUCAGCUCGACAGUUUUUUAGAGGACUUCGUCAACUGGGUAUACCGCAAGUGUGGAAGGCAGCAUUUAAGCACCGCCAAACACGGCUUGCUAGCCGUCCAGCACCUUUACCCACAGCACCGCCGGCAUUUGCACCGGGCCUGGCAAAGUGUCCAAGCUUGGGAAGACAUUGUAGAAGUCAAUGUGCGUGUGCCGUUGCCAUUGUCCGUCCUGUGUGCUCUGAUCAUAGCGGCCCGGGCGCAUGCCGGUUGUGAGUCAGGUCGUGAAGCCUUCUUGUGGGAUUGCUUCUCGGUGUGCUUGGAGCUCGCCUUUUUUGGCCUCCUCCGGCCAGGGGAAGUCUUCAAGCUGCGCAAGUGUGAUGUCAGCCUGCCUGAUGCCUUGCUCGUGUCUGGCAUCGGUACAGCUGUCCAUGCCAUCGCUGAGCCAGCGUGCUGUGCGGACGUUGUUGACCCGUGGCCAACGGUAUCUUUUCAGCAUUUCGGGCUCAGAGGAUUCCUCAGCGCUGUCGCUCCCCGCCCUGCUGUAUCGCUAUGGAGAACUUGCUGGCCAAGUGGGGUGAUGGCAUUGAUUCUGCAGGUUGACACCGUGGCAAACGGUUUCGUGACAUACCCGCUACAGCGCUCCGGCGUGUGUCACAGUGCUGUCCUGACCGGGAUUUGUAUCGCUUCGCCCGCAUGUAUGCCGCCACGGAGGCCCUUCAAGACGUGCAGCCUCCCCGCUUUGACAGCAGCGCGGUUGCCUCUCGACCGCCUGGGCAGUUUGCAGUCCUGGGUCAGUCGUGUGUGGGUAGUUCUCCCCUGGCAGCGAGUAUUUCUCAUGCUCCGGCUGGCCGCAGUGUUGUCCCGGCCGCAUACGCACUUCCUGGUCGCACGGCUCCUCACCCGUCUGAUGCAGCAGCUCUUGCGGUAUGCCAUGUCCCUUGUAAUCCACUUAGUGGAAAUAGUGCUGGAAGAGCUCGUCUCCCAAGUGCAGGGUCGCACGGCGCCGGAGCGGUCCGAUCCAACUUGCCCGGCUUGCCAAGGUUUACGGGUGCUAGGAUGCUUGUCUGCCCUCCGCCGCCCCAGCAGCCACCGUGCUGAGGAGUGGGUGCUGGCUGCGAGCUAA
Messenger RNA from Symbiodinium sp. CCMP2592, 1227 nucleotides. The record is from the annotation of a GenBank genome assembly. Lineage: Eukaryota; Dinophyceae; Suessiales; Symbiodiniaceae.